AAAUCCCAUUUUACUGAGGUUGCUAUUACACCAACACGUAUUCAUUUUAGUUUUGUUCGCGUUACCGUCUGCUUCUCCUGACGCACCAAUUCAGUGCAUUUUCCAGCAGAGAUCACAGGCUGGGAGGAUGACAGCUCGAGUGUAUUUCUUGUUGACUGCGUGUUUGUUCGGACACUUGAGCAUAACUUAUGCUAUUCAAAAACGAAACACAGUGGAUGGUUUCUGUCCGGUGACGCUGACGGUUGUGCCAUCCCAUCAAGGAUGUUCCUCUGAUGAAGACUGUCCUGGAGGGCAAAAAUGCUGUCAAUUUGACUGUGGGCCUGUUUGCGUGCUGCCUGUUUUCAAGAAGCCGGGUCAGUGUCCCAUACCGGAGAUGAUUCCACUGUGUGCUAAAAGCUGUUUCAACGAUGGCCAGUGUCCUGCCACACAGAAAUGUUGCCCAACCACCAGUGGCUUAGCAUGCAGUGAACCACGUGGUCAGGGAAGAGGUCAGACAAGUUGCCAGGGAAGCGGCUACGGCGCGGGCCAGGGAAGCGGCUACGGCGCGGGCCAGGGAAGCGGCUACGGCGCGGGCCAGGGAAGCGGCUACGGCGCGGGCCAGGGAAGCGGCUACGGCGCGGGCCAGGGAAGCGGCUACGGCGCGGGCCAGGGAAGCGGCUACGGCGCGGGCCAGGGAAGCGGCUACGGCGCGGGCCAGGGAAGCGGCUACGGCGCGGGCCAGGGAAGCGGCUACGGCGCGGGCCAGGGAAGCGGCUACGGCGCGGGCCAGGGAAGCGGCUACGGCGCGGGCCAGGGAAGCGGCUACGGCGCGGGCCAGGGAAGCGGCUACGGCGCGGGCCAGGGAAGCGGCUACGGCGCGGGCCAGGGAAGCGGCGCUGGACAGGGCCAGGGAAGCGGCGCUGGACAGGGCCAGGGAAGCGGCUACGGCGCGGGCCAGGGCCAGGGUAGCGGCUACGGCGCGGGCCAGGGCCAGGGUAGCGGCUACGGCGCGGGCCUGGGACAGGGUAGCGGCUACGGCGCGGGCCAGGGCCAGGGAAGUGGCGCUGGACAGGGCCAGGGAAGCGGCUACGGUGCGGGCCAGGGACAGGGUAGCGGCUACGGCGCGGGCCAGGGCCAGGGAAGUGGCGCUGGACAGGGUAGCGGCUACGGCGCGGGCCAGGGCCAGGGAAGUGGCGCUGGACAGGGUAGCGGCUACGGCGCGGGCCAGGGCCAGGGAAGUGGCGCUGGACAGGGUAGCGGCUACGGCGCGGGACAGGGCCAGGGCCAGGGUAGCGGCUACGGCGCGGGCCAGGGCCAGGGUAGCGGCUACGGCGCGGGCCAGGGCCAGGGUAGCGGCUACGGCGCGGGCCAGGGCCAGGGUAGCGGCUACGGCGCGGGCCAGGGCCAGGGUAGCGGCUACGGCGCGGGCCAGGGCCAGGGUAGCGGCUACGGCGCGGGCCAGGGCCAGGGUAGCGGCUACGGCGCGGGCCAGGGCCAGGGUAGCGGCUACGGCGCGGGCCAGGGAAGCGGCGCUGGACAGGGCCAGGGAAGCGGCUACGGCGCGGGCCAGGGAAGCGGUGCUGGACAGGGUAGCGGCUACGGCGCGGGCCAGGGAAGCGGCUACGGGGCGGGCCAGGGAAGCGGCUACGGCGCGGGCCAGGGACAGGGUAGCGGCUACGGCGCGGGCCAGGGCCAGGGAAGCGGCUACGGCGCGGGCCAGGGACAGGGCCAGGGAAGUGGCGCUGGACAGGGUAGUGGCUACGGUGCGGGACAGGGCCAGGGAAGCGGCUAUGGCGCGGGCCAGGGAAGCGGCGCUGGACAGGGCCAGGGAAGCGGCUACGGCGCGGGCCAGGGAAGCGGUGCUGGCCAGGGAAGCGGCUACGGGGCGGGCCAGGGAAGCGGCUACGGGGCGGGCCAGGGAAGCGGCUACGGCGCGGGCCAGGGACAGGGUAGCGGCUAUGGCGCGGGCCAGGGCCAGGGUAGCGGCUAUGGCGCGGGCCAGGGCCAGGGAAGUGGCGCUGGACAGGGCCAGGGAAGCGGCUACGGCGCGGGCCAGGGACAGGGUAGCGGCUACGGCGCGGGACAGGGACAGGGAAGUGGCGCUGGACAGGGUAGCGGCUACGGCGCGGGCCAGGGACAGGGUAGCGGCUACGGCGCGGGCCAGGGCCAGGGCCAGGGAAGUGGCGCUGGACAGGGUAGCGGCUACGGCGCGGGCCAGGGCCAGGGAAGUGGCGCUGGACAGGGUAGCGGCUACGGCGCGGGACCGGGCCAGGGUAGCGGCUACGGCCAGGGCCAGGGUAGCGGCUACGGCGCGGGCCAGGGCCAGGGUAGCGGCUACGGCGCGGGCCAGGGCCAGGGUAGCGGCUACGGCGCGGGCCAGGGCCAGGGUAGCGGCUACGGCGCGGGCCAGGGCCAGGGUAGCGGCUACGGCGCGGGCCAGGGCCAGGGUAGCGGCUACGGCGCGGGCCAGGGCCAGGGUAGCGGCUACGGCGCGGGCCAGGGCCAGGGUAGCGGCUACGGCGCGGGCCAGGGCCAGGGUAGCGGCUACGGCGCGGGCCAGGGCCAGGGUAGCGGCUACGGCGCGGGCCAGGGCCAGGGUAGCGGCUACGGCGCGGGCCAGGGAAGCGGCGCUGGACAGGGUGCUGGACAGGGUCAAGGAAGUGGCGCGGGACAGGGUGCUGGACAGGGUCAAGGAAGUGGCGCGGGACAGGGUGCUGGAAAGGGUCAGGGAAGUGGCGCGGGACAGGGUGCUGGAAAGGGUCAAGGAAGUGGCGCGGGACAGGGUGCUGGAAAGGGUCAGGGAAGUGGCGCGGGACAGGGUGCUGGAAAGGGUCAGGGAAGCGGCACUGGACAGGGCACUGGACAGGGUCAGGGAGGCGGCACUGGACAGGGUCAGGGAAGCGGCGUGGGACAGGGCGCUGGACAGGGUCAGGCAAGCAGCACUGGACAGGGCGCUGGACAGGGUCAGGGAAGCGGCGCUGGACAGGGUCAGGGAAGCGGCGCGGGACAGGGUGCUGGACGGGGUCAGGGAAGCAGUGCGGGACAGGGUCAGGGAAGCGGCACUGGACAAGGCACUGGACAGGGUCAGGGAAGCGGCGCUGGACAGGGUGCGGGACAGGGUCAGGCAAGCGGCACUGGACAGGGUCAGGUAAGCGGCGCUGGACAAGGCGCGGGACAGGGUCAGGCAAGCAGCGCGGGACAGGGCACGGGACAGGGUCAGGGAAGCGGCACGGGACAGGGCGCUGGAGAGGGUCAGGGAAGCGGCGCUGGACAGGGUGCGGGACAGGGUCAGGGAAGUGGCGCGGGACAGGGUGCUGGACGGGGUCAGGGAAGCAGUGCGGGACAGGGUCAGGGAAGCGGCACUGGACAAGGCACUGGACAGGGUCAGCGAAGCGGUGCGGGACAGGGUCAGGGAAGCGGCGCUGGACAGGGUCAGGGAAGCGGCACGGGACAGGGCACUGGACAGGGUCAGGGAAGCGGCACGGGACAGGGUCAGGGAAGCGGCACUGGACAGGGUCAGGGAAGCGGCACUGGACAGGGUCAGGGAAGCGGCGUGGGACAGGGCGCUGGACAGGGUCAGGGAAGCGGCGCGGGACAGGGCGCUGGACAGGGUCAGGGAAGCGGCGCGGGACAGGGCGCUGGACAGGGUCAGGGAAGCGGCGCGGGACAGGGCGCUGGACAGGGUCAGGGAAGCGGCGUGGGACAGGGUCAGGGAAGCGGCGCGGGACAGGGCGCUGGACAGGGUCAGGGAAGCGGCGCGGGACAGGGCGCUGGACAGGGUCAGGGAAGCGGCGCGGGACAGGGCGCUGGACAGGGUCAGGGAAGCGGCGUGGGACAGGGUCAGGGAAGCGGCGCGGGACAGGGCGCUGGACAGGGUCAGGGAAGCGGCGCGGGACAGGGCGCUGGUCAGGGAAGCGGCGCGGGACAGGGCGCUGGUCAGGGAAGCGGCGCGGGACAGGGUGCUGGUCAGGGAAGCGGCGCGGGACAGGGUGCUGGACAGGGUCAGGGAAGCGGCGUGGGACAGGGCGCUGGACAGGGUCAGGGAAGUGGCGUGGGACAGGGUCAGGGAAGCGGCGCGGGACAGGGCGCUGGACAGGGUCAGGGAAGCGGCGCGGGACAGGGUGCUGGUCAGGGAAGCGGCGCGGGACAGGGCACUGGACAGGGUCAGGGAAGCGGCGCGGGACAGGGCGCUCGACAGGGUCAGGGAAGUGGCGUGGGACAGGGUCAGGGAAGCGGCGCGGGACAGGGCGCUGGACAGGGUCAGGGAAGCGGCGCGGGACAGGGCGCUGGUCAGGGAAGCGGCGCGGGACAGGGUGCUGGUCAGGGAAGCGGCGCGGGACAGGGUGCUGGUCAGGGAAGCGGCGCGGGACAGGGUGCUGGACAGGGUCAGGGAAGCGGCGUGGGACAGGGCGCUGGACAGGGUCAGGGAAGUGGCGUGGGACAGGGUCAGGGAAGCGGCGCGGGACAGGGCGCUGGACAGGGUCAGGGAAGCGGCGCGGGACAGGGCGCUGGUCAGGGAAGCGGCGCGGGACAGGGCGCUGGUCAGGGAAGCGGCGCGGGACAGGGUGCUGGUCAGGGAAGCGGCGCGGGACAGGGCACUGGACAGGGUCAGGGAAGCGGCGUGGGACAGGGUCAGGGAAGCGGCGUGGGACAGGGUCAGGGAAGCGGCGCUGGACAGGGCACUGGACAGGGCCAGGGAAGCGGCGUGGGACAGGGUCAGGGAAGCGGCGCGGGACAGGGCGCUGGACAGGGCCAGGGAAGCGGCGCGGGACAGGGCGCUGGACAGGGUCAGGGAAGCGGCGCGGGACAGGGUGCUGGUCAGGGAAGUGGCACGGGACAGGCUGCUGGUCAGGGAAGCGGCGCGGGACAGGGCACUGGACAGGGUCAGGGAAGCGGCGCGGGACAGGGUCAGGGAAGCGGCGCUGGACAGGGCGCUGGACAGGGCCAGGGAAGCGGCGCUGGACAGGGCCAGGGAAGCGGCGCAGGACUGGGCGCUGGACAGGGCCAGGGAAGCGGCGCAGGACUGGGCGCUGGUCAGGGCCAGGGAAGCGGCGUGGGACAGGGAAGUGGUUAUGGACAGGGCGCGGGACAGGGAAGUGGUUAUGGACAGGGCGCGGGACAGGGAAGUGGUUAUGGACCGGGCGCGGGACAGGGAAGUGGUUAUGGACAGGGCGUGGGACAGGGAAGCGGUGCUGGACAGGGUGCCAGUCAGGGUGCUGGACAGGGCCAGGGAAGCGGCUAUGGCCAGGGUGCCGGACAGGGCCAGGGAAGCGCUCAAGGGAAUUGAUGGGGAUGAGGAAAAAGUCAAUGUUGUGGUCAGGGAGAUGAUCAUGAGAAUUUUGCAAGAUACUGUCUGGAGAUCUUUUCCAGUGCUUUUAUUCAAAUGGCAUGUUUUCAUAGUUUGCUCAAACAGUUUAGAAAGACUUUGUCUCUCUACCACUACUACCACCUCAAAUAAAAAAUAAAAUAAAAAAUGCUUGAUUUGAA
Molecule: messenger RNA, 5466 nt
Organism: Carassius gibelio (silver crucian carp)
Lineage: Eukaryota; Metazoa; Chordata; Actinopteri; Cypriniformes; Cyprinidae
Product: fibroin heavy chain-like
Exons: 3
Coding region: 128-5266 (1712 amino acids)
Cellular component (GO): extracellular region
Molecular function (GO): peptidase inhibitor activity
Source: RefSeq, a predicted model, not a curated record